This is a messenger RNA of Lactuca saligna, 1162 nucleotides long. The record is from the annotation of a GenBank genome assembly. Lineage: Eukaryota; Viridiplantae; Streptophyta; Magnoliopsida; Asterales; Asteraceae.
AUGGAGGUCGAAUCGGUCAAAUGUUCAGUUUGUCACGGCGGCUUCGUGGAGGAAAUGGGCAGCGUAAGACGUGAUGACGACCACCACCACCACCAAAACGACGGUGGUUCUGGUUCCGACUCCGACCGUGGCAUCUCUUUUUGGGCUCCUAUCUUGCUUACUAUGAUGGACACCCCUCGCCGUCACCGGAGAUUCAGACAACUUGGUUUAGACGAAGCGAAUGAAGAACAAAACCGCCACCAAGGAGGAGGAGAGUCGGAGUUGGAUCCUGAACAGAGGAGAAGGAGGAGCACCGCCGCCAUCUUCCACCUUCUUCAAGGUAUUCAAGCGGGAAUGGCAUCUGAAUCGGAGAACAACGAGGAGGUCGCCGGAGGAGACAGAGACAGCAACCAGGAACAAGUUAUUCUGAUCAAUCCUUUCACCCCAUCUAUCAUUGUCCACGGCGGCAGUGGUGGUGGCAACCCGUUUGACUCCAGAAACCUCUCGCAAAACCACCCAUUUGGAUCUUUUGGUGAUUACUUCAUCGGACCUGGUUUAGAACAACUCUUACAACAGUUAUCCGAAAACGACCCGAAUCGAUAUGGAACACCACCCGCCAAAAAAGAAGCAAUCGAGUCAAUGCCAAAAGUCAAAAUCGAAGAAGAUUCAAUUCAAUGUUCGGUUUGUUUGGAGGAAUUUGAAAUCGGGAAUGAAGCACGUGAAAUGCCAUGUAAACAUAGGUAUCAUGGGGAUUGUAUCUUGCCAUGGUUAGAGCUUCAUAGUUCAUGUCCAGUUUGUAGGUAUCAGAUGCCGGCUGAUGAGUCAAAGGUUGACCGAGAACAAGAAGGGUCCAGGGGUAUUAUUGGAAAUUCAUCAAACGGGGUUACGGAUCGUCUUCCGGGGACUUGGGAUCACAGCCGCGGGCCCACGAACAUGAUCAUAAUAGUCACUAAAAUGCCUUAUCUCCUCUCUUUUGUAUCUUCGUCUCUAGUUCUAUCUUUCAUUGUAAAUUGUGAUCCACCUCCACUUAUGUAUUCUUUUAAGUUGUAUACAUGUUAUCAUCCUAUGAUGGUUAGGUGUCUAUAUCCAUGUAAUUAAUAAAACUUCUUGCCAUCAUUCGUUUAAUCUUUCAAGCAAUUAUCAAUCGAAUGUAUACAAUCUUCUUCAUACAACAUAAGUCGAG